Messenger RNA from Mycena indigotica, 1068 nucleotides. RefSeq lists its product as uncharacterized. The transcript has a single exon. Lineage: Eukaryota; Fungi; Basidiomycota; Agaricomycetes; Agaricales; Mycenaceae. The record is from RefSeq and is a predicted model, not a curated record. The coding region runs from base 1 to 1068 and encodes 355 amino acids.
AUGUCCCGCACCCCCUCCUCCGCGCAAACGCUCGAUGUCGACGGCGACCUGGCGGCGAUGCUGGCGCGCCUUGACGGGCCCGGCCCGCGCCUGUCGUUCGACCCGGCCGUUUCGGCCGCUGUCCAGGGCCAGAGCAGCGCCCCGCUCGACAGCCGCGCGACGAAGGAGAGAGGGCUGCUGGCCAAGCUGAAGAAGCGCGCGUCCAUGCUCCUCCGCCGGCCGCCAAAGACGGCGACGGGCGGUAGUAGCCACCCGCGGCCGCCCCGCCUGUCGCUGUCGCUGCUCGCAUCGCUCUCCGCCCCCAGCCGGCUCCCUGCAUACUCCACGCCCUGCCUCCCCAGCCAGCUCCACGGCCACCAGCCGUCAGCGCACUCGCCCCCGUCGACGUCAUCGUGUGGUUCCGCGUCAUCGCGCGAUGCCUCGUUCUCCUCCCAGUCGUCCUGCGCUGCGCCAUCCCGCUGCACAGCCACCCGCCAUAGCUCUGCGAAGCGCCAUACGCCCCUCCCCAAAGCGAAGCCCGCUCCGAGAAUCCCUAUUCCGCCCAUCCCCACGCAACGCCAGCGCCACCCGUACGUAUAUGGCGCGCGGCCACGGUCUCCAGGCCUGACCUCCAAGACCAAGUCGAGCACCAGUACAGAAGCGUUCGCCCAUAGUCGUCACAGCAGCGUCGUCCUCCCGCCCCAGCUCUUCCACCUCCCCACCGCCACCGCUGCCCCGCGCACACCACCCCGCUUCCGCGACCGUGUCCAGCGGAGCACGGGCCGCUCCCCGCCAUUCGCGUUCCACUACCCGUCGUCGCCGACGCUGGGCUUGCCGUCCUCGCCCCCGAGCUCGCUCGCUAGCAGCACGGACUCGGAGUGGUCGGACCCCGGCCUGUGGCUCGCCUCGUCGCUCCUCGGGGACGCGUUCACGGUCUCGGAGUCGGCCGCGAGCCCGACGAGCACCGAUUCUGCGCCGCCACGUCCGCAGACGCCGCUCCGACGUAUGACUGCGCGUCCCUGCGCAUCCCUGCGCGUCCUUUGCGCUCCAGGUGCCGGGCAUCGAUAUCGAUGGAGGUGGCUAACAUAA